This is a messenger RNA of Zophobas morio, 528 nucleotides long. RefSeq names its product ATP-dependent DNA helicase PIF6-like. NCBI's taxonomy places the organism in Eukaryota, Metazoa, Arthropoda, Insecta, Coleoptera, Tenebrionidae. The transcript has a single exon. The record is from RefSeq and is a predicted model, not a curated record. Bases 1 to 528 code for a protein of 175 amino acids. Gene Ontology annotation, cellular component: replication fork. Gene Ontology annotation, biological process: DNA replication.
AUGAUUACAGAAUACAAAUCGAUUGACACAGUUACAGAAGAGGACCAAGCUGUAAAUUAUCCAGUCGAAUUUCUCAAUUCGUUGGAGCCUCCUGGAAUGCCACCGCACAUACUGACGUUAAAAGUUGGCUCACCAAUACUGCUCCUUCGGAAUCUCAAUACCCCGAAGUUAUGCAAUGGAACCAGACUUUCAGUGAAAAAACUGAUGCCGAAUGUGAUUGAAGCAACAAUAAUUAACGGCAAAUGUAAAGGUGAAGAUGUGCUGAUUCCGCGCAUUCCAAUGGUUCCUACUGAUUUACCCUUUACAUUCAAACGACUACAGUUUCCUGUGCGUCUUGCUUUCGCGAUGACAAUCAACAAAGCCCAAGGGCAGUCUCUGCGCGUUGCCGGAUUAAAUUUAGGAAAUCCAUGUUUUUCGCAUGGUCAACUGUAUGUUGCUUGCUCCAGAGUAGGAACUCCAAAAACUCUGUACGUCUAUACACCAAAUCGAAAAACCAAAAACAUUGUUUACCUACUAGCGUUACGAUAG